AUGGCGCCGGUGGCUGUGCUUGUGCCGUGGCUAGCAUGGCUCGUCGUCUCUUUCCUCUCCGUCUACCUCCUCAACCUCCUCUCUCGAGCGCGCUCCGGCCUCCCGCCGGGCCCCCGCCCGCUGCUGCUCAUCGGCAGCCUCCACCUCCUCGGCGACAAGCCGCACCGCUCCCUUGCCCGUCUGGCCAAGGUCCACGGCCCGCUCAUGUCCCUGCGCCUCGGCGCGGUCACCACGGUGGUCGUUUCCUCCCCCGCCAUGGCCCGGGAGUUCCUGCAGCGGCACGACUCCGCGUUCGCCGCCCGGUCCGUGCCCGACGCCACCGGCGAGCACGCGGCGGGCUCCGUGGCCUGGCUGCCCCCUGCGCCGCGGUGGCGCGCGCUGCGCAAGAUGAUGGCCACGGAGCUGUUCGCCCCGCACCGGCUCGACGCGCUGCGCCACCUGCGAAGCGAAAAGGUGCGGGAGCUCGUGGACCACGUCGCGCGGCUGGCGCGCGAGGGCGCGCCCGUGAACGUUGGCCGCGUGGCCUUCACGACGAGCCUGAACCUCCUCUCCCGCACCAUCUUCUCCGCCGACCUGACGAGCCUCGACGACCGCGGCCGCUCGGAGGAGUUCCAGCAGGUGGUGACGGCCAUCAUGCAGGCCCUGGGGAGCCCCAACGUGUCGGACUUCUUCCCGCUGCUCGCGCCGGCCGACUUGCAGGGCACGCGCCGGCGGCUGGCGCGGCUGUUCGCGCGGCUGCACGCGGUGUUCGACGCCGAGGUGGACGGGAGGCUGCGCGGCCGCGACGCCGGCCAGCCGAGGAAGAACGACUUCCUCGACGCGCUGCUCGACGUGGCGGCGCGUGAGGACGGCAAGGACCUGCUGGACCGCCAGACGCUACGAUCACUUUUCACGGAUUUGUUCUCUGCUGGUAGUGACACAAGCUCUAGCACAGUGGAAUGGGCAAUGGCAGAGCUUCUCCAAAAUCCAUCAUCAAUGUCUAGAGCUUGCAACGAGCUUGCAGAAGUUAUUGGAUCCAAAAGAAACAUUGACGAAGAUGAUAUUGUUCGGUUGCCCUAUCUCCAAGCUGUCAUAAAAGAGACUUUUAGACUUCAUCCUCCUGGCCCGUUCCUGUUGCCACGGAAACAGAGAGAACACUGA
Molecule: messenger RNA, 1140 nt
Organism: Triticum turgidum subsp. durum (durum wheat)
Lineage: Eukaryota; Viridiplantae; Streptophyta; Magnoliopsida; Poales; Poaceae
Source: the annotation of a GenBank genome assembly